Molecule: messenger RNA, 1362 nt
Organism: Exophiala aquamarina CBS 119918
Lineage: Eukaryota; Fungi; Ascomycota; Eurotiomycetes; Chaetothyriales; Herpotrichiellaceae
Exons: 1
Coding region: 1-1362 (453 amino acids)
Cellular component (GO): fungal-type cell wall
Molecular function (GO): acid phosphatase activity
Source: RefSeq, a predicted model, not a curated record
AUGCUGCCAUUCACGGUUCUGCUACUGACAGCGUGCAAAUUUUGGGUAGAGGCAUAUCCAACCGUGCAAUCCCAGGUACCAUUCCAACCUCUGGAUCAUACCCAAGGUUACGAAUUUGACCCCUUGCUUCACCUACCCGGUAUAUCGCCAUACUUUGAUGCUGUCGGGUUUGGUCUCCAACACACAGCGCCGCCUGGUUGCAAAGUGACUGCAGCGUCGUACAUCAUCCGCCAUGCAGCCAUUUACGCCAACGACGAUGAGUAUCAAACUUACAUCAAGCCAUUUCUGUGGAAGCUGGAACAGCAUCGACAAGGCUGGUCCGGUCCAUUGGAAUUCAUGGCAACGUGGCAUUCGCCUAUUCUCGAGGACAAACUGGAGGAUAUCACCCCAUCCGGUGCCCGCGAUGCCUUGAAAGUGGGGACUCAUCUCCGAAAGCGAUAUCCCGAGCUGGCGCCUACAGUCAAGAGAGUCCUCGCCGAUAAAAAGGCCCGCACCUUUGACACUGCAAAAGCCUUGGUGAAAGCUUUCCCUCAGGCGCAGGAGGUCGAGGUUGUGCGCAUCUUGCACGAUAAGAAUGGCAGCAUGGACGCUUUGGUCCCCCAUAAGUCAUGUCCAGCCUUCAACAAGGAACCGGGAAAAGAGGAGAUGGCCAAGUUUGUCCACCACUAUGCCCAGCACGUUUCCUCUCGGCUCGCUCCCUUUACGCCCUUCGAACUUGAGGACAAUGAUAUUGUCGGCCUUCAAGGCCUUUGUGGCUAUGAAUCUGCCAUCAGGGGCCAACGCAGUCCCCUGUGCCAAGUCUUCACCGAUGCCGAGUGGAUGUCAUAUGAAUACGCCUGGGACCUGAGAUAUGCUCACAUGGUCGGCCCCUUGAAUCCACUUUCACCAUAUCUCGGGUUUCCCUGGCUUCAUGCUCAGAGUACUCUUUUCCAGCGGAUCCAAGCUGAUGGGGGAGCUACAAAUACUGGUUCAGGCUGGCCAGACGGACAGCGUUUCUUCCUUAGCUUCACUCACAGAGAAGUCCCUCCAUUCGUUGCCACAGCCCUUGGGAUCUUCAAUUCCUCAUCGUUGGCAAUUGAGGAAUUUCCCACCGACCAUAUCAAUUGGGUAAGAGCUUGGAGGAUGAGUGAUCUCAUCCCGUUUCUUGGCCACGUUGGUAUGGAGAAGAUGACCUGCGAUAGCCGCCCGGGACGAGACGGGGAGUAUAUCAGGAUCAUCGCCAACACGGCUCCAAGACCUAUUCCCUGGUGUCAAGAUGGGCCAGGUGCCAGUUGUCCCAUGGACCAAUUUGUGGAUAUAAUUGCAAAUGGUUCUGCCAGACACGCAGACUUUCAUGCAAUUUGUGGAAAUAGUCCAAAAUGA